UCUCUUUAUUGCUAAGCAGGCUGCUGGACCAGGACGGAGAACAAAGCCUGGAACGCAUACACUCUAGGACGGGAAGGGCUCUGCCCCGACCAGCUUUCCACCCACCCAAACAAAUUAGCGACCGCCUAUCCACUUUCUCUCAAAGCAGCCCAUGAGAACCGAGAGGAGAAAGUCCUUUGAGAAAGCCAUCCUCGGGGGUGUGGGUAGUGCCUUCUACAAGUAAAAGUUUGCAACUGCACUUACCGCUCUUUCAUUCAAGCUAUGGCCAAGGCUACCCAUUACGCGGAAGCCUCCCAGAGUGACACUCCAGCCAACACGAUACCCAAUGGGACCUCGGCCUCCUCCAGUCAGCCUCCUGAAGACUCCAUGAAACUGAAGAAGGAGAUCUCCCUGCUGAAUGGCGUCUGCUUGAUUGUGGGCAACAUGAUCGGCUCGGGCAUCUUUGUCUCCCCCAAGGGCGUCUUGAUGUACAGUGCUUCCUACGGCCUCUCCCUCGUCAUCUGGGCCGUGGGGGGCCUCUUCUCCGUUUUUGGGGCACUCUGCUAUGCUGAACUGGGCACCACCAUCAAAAAGUCAGGGGCCAGCUAUGCCUACAUCUUGGAGGCCUUUGGGGAGCUGCCAGCCUUCAUCCGUCUCUGGACUUCCCUCCUCAUCAUAGAACCUACCAGCCAAGCAGUCAUCGCUAUCACCUUUGCCAACUAUUUAGUGCAGCCCAUCUUCCCAUCCUGUGAAGCACCGUAUCUGGCUGGCCGUCUCCUGGCUGCUGUCUGUAUCUGUUUACUCACUUUUGUGAACUGUGCCUAUGUGAAGUGGGGCACUCGGGUGCAGGAUCUGUCCACCUACGCCAAAGUGUUGGCUCUCAUUGCCGUGAUCAUUGCUGGCAUAGUUUGCAUCGGACAAGGACGUUCCGAGAACUUUGCCGACUCUUUUGAAGGGUCCUCUUGGCACGUGGGGAACAUUGCCUUGGCGCUGUACUCGGCCCUCUUCUCCUACUCUGGAUGGGAUACCCUCAAUUUUGUCACUGAAGAAAUUAAGAAUCCCGAAAGGAAUCUGCCCCUCGCCAUUGGCAUCUCCAUGCCAAUCGUCACGGUGAUCUACAUCAUGACCAAUGUGGCAUAUUACACGGUGCUGAGCAAAACGGACAUCCUGACCAGUGAUGCUGUUGCCGUGACCUUUGCUGACCAAGUAUUUGGAGUGAUGAACUGGACCAUCCCGCUGGCUGUAGCACUGUCCUGCUUUGGAGGCCUGAAUGCCUCCAUUUUAGCAGCUUCCAGGCUGUUUUUUGUCGGUUCCCGUGAGGGACAACUGCCCGAUGCCAUCUGCAUGAUCCAUGUUAAGCGCUUUACGCCUGUACCAGCCCUGCUCUUUAAUGGAGCCAUGGCUUUGGUCUACCUCUGUGUCGAGGACAUCUUCAAGCUGAUCAAUUACUACAGUUUCAGCUACUGGUUCUUUGUAGGCCUCUCGAUUGCAGGGCAACUCUACCUGCGCUGGAAGGAGCCCUCGAAGGAACGGCCCCUCAAGCUCAGCAUCAUCUUCCCGGUGGUCUUUUGCCUUUGCACUAUCUUCCUGGUUGCCGUUCCCCUCUACACCGACCCCAUCAAUUCCGCCAUUGGCAUCGCCAUCGCUGCUUCCGGGUUGCCAGUCUACUUCCUGGUGGUGCGGGUCCCUGAGCACAAGAGGCCGCAGUGCCUCCGGCGAGCUGUCGCCUCCGUGACGUGGCUUAUCCAAAUCCUGUCUUUGUCCGUCCUGACGGAAAUGGAUCCUGACACAGAAGCCAAGUCUCAAUGACAGAGAGGUUGCCGGUGGGAGGCUGGACUCUCCUCCCUGCCCUCUCCUUUGAUGGCGGACUUUUCCCUGACCUCUAAUUUAUUAUUUGCUAUGUUGCUGGACUGUGUGUGUGUGUGUGGGGGGGGGAACCUGCUGUUGGACCUAAGGGACCUUCGCCUCCUUGGUGCGCAGAGGGACCACCCCCCAGCUGCUGCAUCCCCAAUAAACCCUCAGCACUCCGCAAGGU
Molecule: messenger RNA, 2014 nt
Organism: Eublepharis macularius
Lineage: Eukaryota; Metazoa; Chordata; Lepidosauria; Squamata; Eublepharidae
Gene: SLC7A7
Product: solute carrier family 7 member 7
Exons: 10
Coding region: 262-1788 (508 amino acids)
Biological process (GO): amino acid transmembrane transport
Cellular component (GO): membrane
Molecular function (GO): basic amino acid transmembrane transporter activity; L-amino acid transmembrane transporter activity
Source: RefSeq, a predicted model, not a curated record